Molecule: messenger RNA, 3977 nt
Organism: Leptopilina heterotoma
Lineage: Eukaryota; Metazoa; Arthropoda; Insecta; Hymenoptera; Figitidae
Gene: mas
Product: protein masquerade
Exons: 12
Coding region: 631-2970 (779 amino acids)
Biological process (GO): proteolysis
Molecular function (GO): serine-type endopeptidase activity
Source: RefSeq, a predicted model, not a curated record
GCGCCUGUAUUAUUGCGUAAAGCAUAAUGAAUCCCGAAAGAGAAGGAAAGAAAAGAAAGAAAAAAAAAAUCUCGUAUGGCCUCGUACGGUAUCGCUCGCAUUUACGGACAAACAAGUACCGCUAAUCGCGUCGUACACCUUUUGAAAACAUGAAUGUCUUUGGAGUACGUUCCGUCAGGAAGGAAAAAUGGGAAGAGGAUUUCAACUAUCAGUAAUGAGAAAAGAAAUUCCAAAGAGGAAGUACAUGUUCUUCGGCCCUGUUUUGUGAAAGAAAUGAAGAAGAAGAGGAAGAAGCAGAAGAAUAUGAAGAGAGGAUGAGAAGUCGAGUGCGGAGAGAUACGACAGGCACACACCGGUAUCCUCCCUCCUUCGCUCAAUGUUAAUCCCCUAUAUGUUGAUACUCUUGUUUUUUCUCUUCCGCACGGGACCCGCACCCUGACCCACAAGUGUGGGACUAGUCAGUCAGGCGAUGAAACCUCGUACGAUUAGGAUUGGCUAAUUCGCGGCCAAGUGUGCGACACGUGCCUUUUGAGAUUGUGUGUAUAUACCCGGUGCCAUCAGCUGUUCCUGAUCGAGAGACGUGCCUUUUUUUUGCAGUGAGAGAAAGAGAGAGAGAGACUCGGCGGAAAGAUGCAAUUCCACUCGAGAACGGGAUGCAUCGUCCUUAUUUUGAUCCUUGGAAACGUUUCUGGUCAAGAUGACGAUUCAUUAGCCGGCAGCUUUUUGUCAGGUCUUUUGGAUUCAAUAACGAGCACAGCGAAUAGUGCGGAUUGUCCAGGAUAUUGUGUCCACGCCCUGGCAACUCUUAUAUGUUACGAAGUUCUAGAGGAUGUGCAAUGUCCAACGUCGAGUAUGAGAUGUUGCAUAGAAGCACCAUUAAAUAGUACAGAUUUAUCGGAAACGUCGAAUGAUAUCAGUGAAAAUAUCACGACUACUUUGGCGACAACGACAACAACCACUACAACAACGACAACUACCACAACAACCGCUCCACCAACCACUGAAAAAAUUACAACCAGUAAAUCACCGACAACACAAAAACCAUCGACAACAACCUCUGUCACUACACUCUCGACAGUCACCAAACCACCAUCGAAAAGUAGAAACGGUACACAUCAAGUAGAAUCCGAAAGUGUUGAAACUUGUACGGGAAUUUGCAUGGCGGAACGAAUUGCGGAUUAUUGCGACGCAGUGUUAAAUGUUGAGACACUCUGCAAAUCGGGAUAUCGAUGUUGUGUGUCGCGCGAUGCAUUUGGAGAUACACCGCCACCGGAAUUGCUUGUGAUUGAUAGGACAAAAUUAAAUGGCACUCGUCCAGAUGAAAAGUACGCGAGCACGACAAGAAUACCGGAGAAGAUAGGAUUAACAACUCGACCACCUGCUGCAAUUCGACCGAUUACACUAUCGUCACUGAUAACAACAUCUGCAACAGGAGUGUCAACACCAUUGCCAGAGAGACCGAAACCAGUUCUAGGUGAAAAUUGUAAAGGCGAAUGCGUUAAUGGUCUAUUCGCAUUUCUCUGCGAUAAUAUUGAUACCGAUGCCGAUUGUCCUGGUGAUGGAUUUUGUUGUAUCACGGAAGCUCCAGCAAAACCGGAACCAACGACAACUACUGAAAAGCCAGUGACAAAACCAGCAGAGAUGAAACUACCGUCGUGUCCUGGUUUUUGUAUUUUACCCAUUAUGGCAGCAUUUUGCGAACGACCGAAUAUCAUUAUCUCACGGACUUCAACAUGUCCCGUUGGACAAAUUUGUUGCGGAAGUACCAAGAGUUCCACUCAGCGACCGAGACCAAAGCCAAAACCAACUCCACAAAGAACGGCGAUGACGACAGUCGCUCUACCUCCGGAUCCACGACCAGAAUGUCCUGGAUCGUGCAUUGUAUCCUAUUUAUCGUUCACAUGUUUCAGAAAUGCAGAAUUGACAAAUAUUUUCAAAUGCAAGAAACCUGGUCAUCAGUGUUGUGCACAAAAGUCAAUAAUUCGAGAAUUCACUGGUGUGAAUUCAACGGAAUCAACACUUGCUAAUCGAAACGAUACUUUCAUUACUAUUCCACCUCGAUCGAAUGCACCGUACACACCAAUUUCAACAAUUAUUUAUGAGACAACAACUGUGCCGCCGCCACCGCCUCCGACUACCACGAAAAAUCCCGUUUACAGUAAAUACGUGUGCGGGGUGAAAGGAACUUCGCGAACGCCAGUGCAAGCGAGAGAUUUUGAACGGGAAGCGCGAGUUGUGGGUGGCGAUGAUGCGGAGGCCAACGAAUGGUGUUGGCAGGUCGCGUUAAUCAAUUCCCUCAAUCAAUAUCUUUGUGGAGGUGCACUUAUUGGAACGCAAUGGGUCCUAACCGCCGCACAUUGUGUUACAAAUAUCGUGCGAUCGGGAGACGCGAUUUAUGUGAGAGUUGGCGAUCACGAUUUAACGAGAAAAUACGGUAGUCCUGGUGCUCAAACACUGCGAGUGGCAACGACAUACAUUCAUCAUAAUCACAAUAGUCAAACGUUAGACAAUGACAUUGCUUUGCUGAAAUUACACGGACAAGCGGAACUUAAGGAUGGAGUUUGUCUGGUCUGUCUACCAGCGAGAGGUGUAAGUCACACGGCAGGAAAACGAUGCACUGUUACCGGAUAUGGAUACAUGGGAGAAGCUGGACCAAUUCCUCUGAAAGUUCGAGAGGCGGAGAUACCAAUUGUCAGCGAUGCGGAGUGCAUUAGAAAAGUGAACGCAGUUACGGAGAAAAUUUUCAUUCUACCAGCGAGUAGUUUCUGCGCCGGUGGAGAGGAGGGCAAUGACGCGUGUCAAGGCGACGGUGGUGGACCAUUGGUAUGUCAAGACGAUGGAUUUUACGAAUUGGCAGGUCUAGUGUCAUGGGGCUUUGGUUGCGGUAGAGUUGACGUUCCGGGUGUUUACGUGAAAGUAUCAGCGUUUAUUGGUUGGAUAAAUCAAAUCAUAUCUGUAAAUAAUCUUUAGUUCUAAUUAGUAUUUUCAUAUGUACGCUUAUUUAUUUGUAUCAUUGUCAUCGGCGCAUCUUGACAGUGGAAAUUGUGGAAAUCGUGGAAAUCUUGAUAAAAUAAGCAACGAUGCACAGAAUAAGCGAAUUCUAAAGCCGAAAUCGAAGAAAAAAAAAUUGACCUAGACUUUAGCAUCGCAACUGUGAUAUAUUUAAUAAUUUUGCAAAGGAAACAAAUUUUUUUUGUUAUUCCUUUUCUCCACAACUAAAGAAAAACGUUAGGAUGCGCCCAAGUUUCAAAUUGAAACUCAGGUAAAGAGAUUUUGUUAACAUUGUGGAGGCACUUUUGAGCAAAAUUAAUCAUAAUUAAUAAUUUCACUUAAUUGGUAAUUAUUUUCCAAAUAGUUGAACAAAAGACUUAUUUUUAUUUAUAAAUAUUGUAGGAAAUUUUCCAAGUUUAUCGCUUUUUACAGCCGCCAAAUAUUUUUUGUUACAAUCAUCAAUUGAACAUUUAAUUACAUAUUUAAAUUUAGUUUCGUAACAUUUAAACGUUGAGUAUAGUUUAAAAAAAUUGAAUUAAAAAUUUAAAAACUUCAAGUCUAGACCUGUAAUUAAAUGUUAAAUUUUUCUUUUCAUCGUUCUCUUUACUUCUCAAUGAACAAUUUCUAAAAUCAAUUGAGAUUCAUCCUUCACAAUCAUUUCAAAACUCAUCAUUGUAGACUUAAAAUUACAUUAAAAAUCAUUUUAUAAUAGAACACUUUGUAAAUAUAUAUAAAAUAUCAAUUCUCGACAUAUAUUUUUUUAUUUUUUUGACAAAUUUAAAAUGAAAUUCAAAGAUAUUGUGUAUUCUAUCUUGCUUUGUAUAUUCAUGCAUUGUUAUUAGUAUUAAAACGAGAUGUGUAAAAUUUCUUUAAGAUUUUUUUUUUUAAGUAUAUUUAAAAGAAAAUUUAGAUUUAAAUAAAAAAAAAUUCGUACUGUUUUCUCUUUUAUAUUAUAUAGUCAUUGACAUUUUCUUAUUUUUCAUUCA